This is a messenger RNA of Mercurialis annua (annual mercury), 1779 nucleotides long. Its product is annotated as tubulin beta chain-like. The record is from RefSeq and is a predicted model, not a curated record. The transcript is spliced from 3 exons. Gene Ontology annotation, cellular component: cytoplasm; microtubule. Gene Ontology annotation, molecular function: GTPase activity; GTP binding; structural constituent of cytoskeleton. NCBI's taxonomy places the organism in Eukaryota, Viridiplantae, Streptophyta, Magnoliopsida, Malpighiales, Euphorbiaceae. Gene Ontology annotation, biological process: microtubule cytoskeleton organization; mitotic cell cycle. Bases 259 to 1605 code for a protein of 448 amino acids.
CCAUAACAUAAGGCACAAGGUAAACGAAUAUUGCGGGGCCCACCAUCUUAACAUGCGCACCCUCUCCUCCUAAGGCACCCCCUCCCUUCAAAAAUAUCCCGCCCUCCUCCUAUUUUUACCAUCUUACCCUCCGAUUUUCCCUCCUCUCUCUCUUCAUAUACCCUCACAUUUCCCCAAAUCCCAUUUGUUUUGUUUUGUUUUUCCUUAACAACCAGACCAAAUCCACCAGCACCUUAUUUUCAAAACCACCGUAAGAAAAUGAGGGAGAUCUUGCACAUUCAAGGAGGCCAAUGUGGUAACCAAAUCGGUUCCAAAUUCUGGGAAGUUAUUUGCGAGGAGCACGGUGUUGACCCUACCGGACGAUACCAAGGAGACGCCGGUUCCGAUCUCCAACUCGAGAGAAUCAAUGUUUACUACAAUGAGGCUUCCGGCGGACGCUAUGUGCCCAGGGCUGUCCUUAUGGAUCUUGAACCUGGUACUAUGGAUAGUAUCAGAUCCGGUCCUUAUGGACAGAUCUUUAGACCCGAUAACUUCGUGUUUGGGCAAUCUGGUGCUGGUAAUAAUUGGGCUAAAGGUCAUUAUACUGAAGGAGCCGAGUUGAUUGACUCUGUUCUUGAUGUCGUUCGUAAAGAGGCUGAGAAUUGUGAUUGCUUGCAAGGCUUUCAGGUAUGCCACUCACUUGGAGGAGGCACAGGCUCUGGCAUGGGGACCCUUCUUAUUUCUAAGAUCAGAGAGGAAUACCCGGACAGGAUGAUGCUCACUUUCUCGGUUUUCCCAUCACCAAAGGUCUCAGAUACAGUUGUUGAGCCAUACAAUGCCACUCUCUCUGUGCAUCAAUUGGUAGAAAAUGCUGAUGAAUGUAUGGUACUUGACAAUGAAGCACUUUACGAUAUCUGCUUCAGGACAUUAAAGCUCAGCACUCCAAGCUUUGGUGACCUGAACCACUUGAUCUCUGCAACUAUGAGUGGUGUAACAUGCUGUCUGAGGUUUCCAGGACAGCUCAAUUCAGACCUACGCAAACUGGCUGUCAACCUGAUCCCAUUUCCACGUCUCCACUUCUUUAUGGUAGGAUUCGCUCCACUCACAUCUCGUGGUUCCCAGCAGUACAUUUCCCUUACCGUCCCAGAGCUUACUCAGCAAAUGUGGGAUGCAAAGAACAUGAUGUGUGCUGCUGAUCCUCGCCAUGGCCGCUACUUGACUGCCUCAGCUAUGUUCAGAGGAAAGAUGAGCACCAAGGAGGUGGAUGAACAGAUGAUCAAUGUGCAGAACAAAAACUCAUCCUAUUUUGUGGAAUGGAUACCAAACAAUGUGAAAUCCAGUGUUUGUGAUAUUCCUCCAAGAGGUUUGAGAAUGGCGUCAACUUUUGUGGGCAACUCAACAUCGAUCCAAGAGAUGUUCAGGAGGGUGAGUGAGCAGUUUACAGCUAUGUUCCGUCGUAAGGCUUUCUUGCAUUGGUACACUGGCGAAGGUAUGGACGAAAUGGAGUUCACCGAAGCCGAGAGCAACAUGAAUGAUUUAGUGGCGGAAUACCAGCAAUACCAGGAUGCAACCGCUGAUGAGGAUGUUGAAUACGAGGAUGGCGGUGAGGAGGUGUACGAAGCUUAACAAACUUAUGGUAACUUCUCUAAGUUGGAAUGAGGUCUAAUGUGUCGCCCUUUCGUGCUAUUGUAUCUACUAUUAUGUGAUUGUCGGUGUUUUCUUUACUGUUUUGAUCUUGUGUUUUUAAUGUGUUAGUUUGUUCCGUGGAGCAUUUGAAUAAUUUAAAUUCUUUGUUUGAUA